GCAAUCUCGUAGAAGGUGACUGAACGGUGUAAUUAUUUCUUUCUGAAGAUGGAACAAGUGAACAUGGAAGAUAGAAACAGAGCCCUUUCCUCAAGAGUUUUGAUAGGUUCACGCUAACAAGUCAAGCCUCAACCUGGAAACGAGACAUCAACACGAUGACAAUUUAGGCCAUUUGAUACUUCAUAUGUACUUUUAGAUUUUUGUGUUACUUGCCGACGCUUUGAGUUUUUUUCUGUGUUAGUUCUGUAUCCACUAAGGUCAUUGUCUUUAACGAUGGGUGACGAUACUGUAGAUGGUUCCCAGGUUAUUUCGAUAUUGGCAUUAACUGCAUUUUUGGGGGCGUUUGUCCUAGCCAUUUUGGUUAUCUUUAACAAGAAGAAGUCUUCUGGUGACGAAAAGGAAGAAAAUGGCAAACAGGAAGAUCUAAAAGCUGAAAAGAAUGAAGCUGACAAUGUAAAUACUGGAGGGAAAAAGAGUUCUACUAAAGAAAAGUUCAAGACUAAGUCGAAAGAUGUUGUUCUUUCCCACCCCAUGUUGCUUACUACAUUGAAAGGACACACAGGAAGAGUGACACAUCUGGAGUUUAGCAAAUGUGGAACCUAUCUUGGUUCUUGCUCUGAAGACAGAACAGUCAGGUUGUGGACAGCAAAAGAUUUUGACAAGAAAGAUCACAAGUACGUAAGAGCAAAUGUUGACUUAGAUCAUGCCAAUGCAGUUUCAUUCAGCCCUGAUUCAAGAGCUUUUGUAUCAUCACUUGCGGUGGAUAACACAAUUAGAAUUUUCAAAAUAUCCAAAAAGAAAGAUGGAUUGGCAUCUGUUUCAUCAGAUACAGAAAAUGAUUUUCCAAAGAUUCAUAAGACUGAGAUCAUAGAUGUUGGGAUUUCCUCCACCGGAAAAUUUAUAAUGUCAGCUAGCAAAGACACCACAAUCAUUAUUUGGUCUUUGAAAGGUGAAGUUCUAGCCAAAAUUGACACACUUCUGAUCUAUAAUUCUCAUGCAAGGGUAUCUCCAUCUGGUACAUUGGUUGCAGCAUCAGGAUUUGCAUCGGAUAUCAAAAUGUGGAGUGUUGAGUUUGACAAAGGGAAUGGAAGCUUCAAGCAGGUUUCCCGCGCUUUGGAACUUAAAGGCCACUCAGCCGCAGUGCACUCGUUCUCAUUCUCUGAUGAUUCAAAAAGAGUUGCCUCCAUGUCAAAAGACGGAACUUGGAAAUUAUGGGAUGUUGAUGUCAACUACCAACAAGGCCAAGAAGCUUAUCUGCUCUUCACAGGCUCUUACGCGUCAUAUUUUCCCGAACCUAUCAAACUCGAUGCCGGAUCAAUUUCAAUAUCCCCUGAUGCUUUUACAGUUGCCAUUGCCAACGGAAAGUCUUUUAUUUUGAUUGACACGAUUGCGAAGGACACAUCUGACCUUUUGGAGGAUGUCCAUGGAGAUGAAAUAAACUGCUUAACUUGGAGUCCGGAUUCUCGAAUGUUGAUCUCAUCAGGGUCAUCAGACCGAACAAUCCGCGUCUGGCAUAAUCCAAUCGGGGCAAGAGCUUUUCUUGAUGAUCUCAAACAGAAGUUAUCAAAAGUCAAAUCCGAUUCACACAAGGAACGAAUUGAACAACAAAUUAAAGACACAAAGUUUUAUCUGAAGUCAAUUGGAGAGAGUUGAUGUGGAAAUCAAAAUCAGUCAGAAUUCUGCUUAAGAAGAACUUUAAUAAUUGGACUGUUGUCAAAAAUGUGAGCCAUGCUUUUCUAGAUUUAGUAUUCUAAUGAGAAAUUCUAAACUUUCAUAUCAACAAAGCCUUUAGACAUUUUAUUAAAGUUUAUAACUCACAUAUAACUCAAA
Messenger RNA from Rhopilema esculentum, 1830 nucleotides. RefSeq names its product transducin beta-like protein 2. Gene Ontology annotation, cellular component: endoplasmic reticulum. Gene Ontology annotation, biological process: endoplasmic reticulum unfolded protein response. Lineage: Eukaryota; Metazoa; Cnidaria; Scyphozoa; Rhizostomeae; Rhizostomatidae. The record is from RefSeq and is a predicted model, not a curated record. Gene Ontology annotation, molecular function: protein binding.